Molecule: messenger RNA, 741 nt
Organism: Anthostomella pinea
Lineage: Eukaryota; Fungi; Ascomycota; Sordariomycetes; Xylariales; Xylariaceae
Source: the annotation of a GenBank genome assembly
AUGCCAGUCGAGCUUCGCAAGCGCAAGGCGCCCGCGCCCGCGCCAGCACCACCCGCCAAGAAGCAAACUAAGGUUUCUAAGGUUGCUAACAAGGUCAAGGAAGCUGUCAAGGGCAAGCCAGAGAAAUCCACCGAUGCCAAUGGCUCAUCCAAGGCCGCAAAGCCUGCCGUCGGUGACACCAUCACCCUCGACGGCUUCGGUGGCGAGAUCGAGACCAACGAUGGCACCAAGACUACACUCAAGGCGCUUCUCGAUGAGAGCGAGUCCGGAGUGGUGCUCUUCACUUACCCCAAGGCGUCUACCCCUGGCUGCACCACCCAAGCUUGUCUGUUCCGCGACUCGUACGCGGAGCUGACCAACGACGGGCUCGCCAUCUACGGGCUCUCGACUGACUCACCCAAGGCGAACACCUCCUUUCAGACAAAGCAGAAGCUACCGUACCCCCUCCUCUGCGACCCGGGCGCCACCCUGAUUGACGCCAUUGGGCUCAAGAAGAGCCCCAAGGGUACCACCCGUGGCGUAUUCGCCGUCGACAAAGCUGGCAAGGUUCUCGUCGCAGAGCCUGGUGGUCCUGCUGCUACUCUCCAGGCAACCAAGAAGCUCGUCGCUGCUGGUGAUGGUUCGGCUGCGAAGGAGGAGCCCCUCGUUGCUGCUGAGCCUGUGGAGGAGGCAAAGCCCGCCAAUGGAGGAGCUGCUGAAGAGCAGAAGAUUGAAGAAGCGCUUGAGAAGCCAGCUGAGUGA